AUGGCAAGUCACGGCAUCCCCCGCGUUUCCGGCGGGACACCAGACAAGAGCGAGCAGGCACGCGAGAAGGAACAGAAGCAGAUCGAGCAAUACAAAGCUCUUGAGAAGAGUGUGGUUGAGCGAGUGAGGAGUAAGGACUACAGUAACGACACCUUCCAAGCGACAUCACAACUCCUGACCCAGAACCCCGAGUACUACACGAUAUGGAAUUACAGACGGCUGCUCUUGCAAGAUGUCUUCGCCAAGGAGCAGGACAGGAAGGAGCAGCCUGAGACUAAAGACAUAGAGGCUGCGGAGAAAGAAGGUCUAACUCCGCCACAACGAGAGAUUUCGCUUUUGAUCAAGGAGGACCUGCAGUUUCUGGUACCGCUCCUCAAGCAAUACCCGAAAUGCUACUGGAUAUGGAACCAUCGCUCCUGGCUACUUGGUACCGCUACAAGGCUCUUACCACCUCGGAACUCCUCCGAGCUGUGGCAAAGUGAGCUGGGACUUGUGAGCAAGAUGCUCAGCCUUGACAGUCGUAACUUCCAUGGUUGGGGCUACAGACGUGAAGUAGUGGCAGAAAUAGAACGCCUGAGCGCGAGUUCCAUGGUGGAGAAGGAGUUCGGGUACACGACUAAGAUGAUCCAGACGAACCUGAGUAAUUUCAGUGCCUGGCACUACCGCUCACAGCUCAUUCCACGACUUCUGUCUGAGCGACAAGCAGACAGUGAAGCUCGACGAGCAUUCUCCGACGCAGAGUUCGAAUUAAUCACCAAAGCACUCUACACGGACCCGUACGAUCAAAGCUUAUGGUUCUACCACGGCUAUCUCAUGUCGACACUAAAUCCAGCCAACGCGCAAGCACCACCGAUACUUGAUCCAUGCACUAACGCUGAGCGGCUACAUUACCUUGAGCAGGAAAUUGAGAAUGUCAAAGAUAUGCUCGAUGGUGCUGAGGACUGCAAGUACAUCUAUCAAUCCCUACUGGAGCUGUCAGAACGCUAUCUGGAAGUCGAGGCUGGUAACAAAGUCGUGAUCAGCCAAGAAAUGAUGGCAUGGCUAAUUGAGUUGCGCAAGAUUGACCCGCUACGGGUGGGGAGGUGGAGAGAUCUGGAGGUGAAGCUGAAGUUUUAG
Molecule: messenger RNA, 1116 nt
Organism: Recurvomyces mirabilis
Lineage: Eukaryota; Fungi; Ascomycota; Dothideomycetes; Mycosphaerellales; Teratosphaeriaceae
Gene: BET4
Product: Rab geranylgeranyltransferase
Exons: 2
Coding region: 1-1116 (371 amino acids)
Biological process (GO): protein geranylgeranylation
Cellular component (GO): Rab-protein geranylgeranyltransferase complex; cytoplasm
Molecular function (GO): Rab geranylgeranyltransferase activity
Source: RefSeq, a predicted model, not a curated record